CCACUGUCAAACGCCGCACGCGGCCGGACACAGCGCGACAGCGUGACAGCGUCGCUCAAGUGAGUACUUCCGAGAAUACCUCUGGAAUUGAAGCGCGACGACGAAGGCGGCAUGUGUCAGAGCGUCUCGUUUUCGGGGCACUUGGUCACCGCAACUCGCCGUGCCUGCGCUUGUAGCUUCAAUCUCAGAUAAGCUGGGUGUACGUACCGCUGCCCGCCAGGCGGUCUUCUGGUAUUGACAACGGUCCUCCAGCCUCGUCGCUAGUCGGCUCAAAGACGCACGACUUGCGUCAAGUUGUGCCUCCCGUUCGGACCUCCAGACGCAGAUGGAGUGCUUUCGCUGCCGGGAGAGGUACGACGAGGAGCUCCGCCGUCCGAAGCUGCUCCCCUGCGGCGACGUGUUCUGCGGGCCGUGCCUCAAGUCGGCCGACCGGUGUUUCAGCGAUGGCGAGGCGUUCUCUAAAACAGUUGACGAGCUGCCCGACGACUUGUACACCCUCGGCUUGCUGAGGAUUCCCCCGCCGGAGAGUGAGGAUGCUCCCGACUCGGCCGGCGUCCUCAGCUUGUGGUGCGCGACAUGCUCGGCCGCGGCCGGCGAGGCCUGCCUUGACUCCCAGGACGACGCCGACCGCGCCCACGUCCUGCACAGCAUGACGAGGCACAGGCACGAAGUGCUGCUGCGGCACCUGGAGAACAUGCUCGCCGUCCUGGAGAAGCCCAACCCCGCCGCGGACCGCCACGACGACGAGGUGAUGACGCAGCUGGCGUCGUCCGGCGAGGUGGAGGUCUCGUACGACGGCGUGUCCGCCGAAGGCCUGUCCGCCAAGGUGCAGCUGGGCGGCAGCUGCGCGGAGGACACCGACGUGGCGUGGGCCGUGCAGCAGCUCCUGCUGAGCCUCCCCGAGGACGUCGUGCCGAAGCCGGUUCCCCAGCCCCCCGCCAAAGACGACGACGGCGGCCUCGGCUUUGGACUCUUUGACGCGGACGCGGACGUGGCCCUCUUCGCGGACGACGAGGACGACAACGACGAGAGCAAAUCGGCCAUGCUCGGCUUGAUGGAGCAGGACGCCGAGGAGGACGACGAGGGUGACGAGCUGGACCUGUCGCCGGUCAGGGACCCGCACCUCGACUCGAAGGAACUGGCGAAGGUGCGGCGCAUCGUGAACCUGUCCUGCAAGAUGGACCCGCCGCGCACGCUGAAGCUGCUGGACGAGGUGGCGCCCUUCCUGGAGGAGCUGCAGAUGGUGCACGUGGACCGCGCGCACUUGUUGGCCACGCUGCGGAUGCCCAAGCUGUGGAGGCUGGAGGCGUUCGGCGUGGACAUCUGCAGCGACCCGUUCGUGGUGCCGGCCGCCCUGCCGCACGACGGCGGCCUCCGCGUCCUGCAGGCGUCCCUGUCCGCCCCCACCGUCGCCUCCCUGGCGCUCGCUCACCAGCGCACCCUGGAGCACGUGCUCAUCGUGCCGCCCAUGGUGAGCAACAAGGACAUCAGCAGCCGCGUGUUCGGCGACUUGGACUACCGCGGCGGCGGCAAGGUGGCCAUGCCCGGCUUCAAGCGCAACCCCUACUUCCCCACGCGCCGCCCGGGCCAGUUCCCCGUCUUGAAGUCCAUCGAGUUCGACCCGACUCCCAGCGGGCUCCGCAACAGCACGCCGGCCAUCGCCGCGCUGCAGGACAUGUACCCCGGCGUCCACGUCGGCAGCCCCAAGAGCAUCGUGGGCUGGGGCGCGGCGAUCAAAGCCAGACUCAGGAACAAGACGAAGGAGAAACAGUUCCACGAGCGUUAAUUGUAUUUCAUCUAUUUAUUUUUGUUAUGAUCACAGAAUGGAACAAAAUCAAUUUGAAAAUAUUUGAUACGUUUGAAAAUGUUAUGGACUGAUUACAAGCAUUUUUGUAUGAUUUUUUUUAAAAUACAGUAUUUGAACCAAGUUUG
Messenger RNA from Thrips palmi, 1932 nucleotides. RefSeq lists its product as uncharacterized. The record is from RefSeq and is a predicted model, not a curated record. Bases 326 to 1786 code for a protein of 486 amino acids. Lineage: Eukaryota; Metazoa; Arthropoda; Insecta; Thysanoptera; Thripidae. The transcript is spliced from 7 exons.